AUGAAAAAUGAAGUUGUGAGUUUUGAUGAAUCCCGCACAUUCUAUGCAAAUGAUCCUUACUUUUCCAAGAUCCUUGAUUCUUUGCGAAGGGGGAAUAGGACGGCUUAUCCAAGUUACAUGAUAAGGGACGGAUUCUUCUUCUAUGGCCUUAAGUUGUGUGUUCCUAGUUGUUCCUUAAGGAAAAAUUUGUUGGUUGAGCAUCAUAAGAUGGGGCAUUUUGAAAAAGCGAGAAGCAAUUUCGAUUCAAAAACAGAACUUGGAGAUAGAGGAUUUGGUACAGUAUAUGAAGGCAAGCCCCGCGAUGGACGUAUUAUUGCUGUCAAGCGAUUAUAUGAGCAUAAUUUCAAGAGAGCCAAGCAAUUCAUGAAUGAAGUUGAGAUCCUCACGCAUUUACGUCACCAAAACCUUGUCUCUCUUUAUGGGUGCACAAUGCACCAUUGUCGUGAACUCCUACUUGUUUAUGAGUACAUUCCUAAUGGCACCAUUGCCAAUCAUCUCCACGGUGAACGAGUGAAGCCACGUUCACUAUGUUGGACUACCCGAAUGAGCAUUGCCAUAGAAGCCACAAGCGCGUUGGCUUAUCUCCACGCUUCAGAUGUCAUUCACAGAGAUGUAAAAACGAACAUCAUCCUCCUUGACAACAAUUUUUGUGUCAAAGUUGCCGAUUUUGGGCUCUCUCGCCUCUUCCCAAAUGAUAUCACUCAUGUCUCCACUGCCCCACAACGGAAUCCUGGAUACGUAGACCCUCAAUAUCACGAAUGCUAUCAAUUAACUGACAAGAGCGAUGUUUAUAGUUUUGGGGUUGUUUUGGUUGAGCUCAUAUUAUCCAAGCCUGCUAUGGAUAUCAGUAGGCAUCGACAUGAGAUCAAUUUGUCCACCAUGGCUAUCAACAAGAUCCAAAAUCACAAGUUGCACGAGCUUGUUGAUCCAUGUCUUGGAUUUGACUCGGACUAUGAGGUGAGGAAGAUGAUCACUAAGGUGGCAGAGUUGGCUUUUCAAUGCCUGCAAAAUGAGAGUGAUUCAAGGCCGUCUAUGGAAAAUGUAUUGGAGGUUCUAAAGGGGAUUCAGAGCGAGGAUUGCGCGAUGAAAAAUGCAGAGGUGGUGGAUAUCCAUGAAGAUGAUGUUGUGCUGUUGACGAGCAAGUCACCGACGCUUUCGCCUAGCAGGUGAUCAUAUGACCUAAUGCCAGUAGCUAAGUUGUGAAAUUUUACUAAAUUUUCAAAGUACAUAUUGAAGA
This is a messenger RNA of Camellia sinensis, 1237 nucleotides long. Lineage: Eukaryota; Viridiplantae; Streptophyta; Magnoliopsida; Ericales; Theaceae. The record is from RefSeq and is a predicted model, not a curated record.